Molecule: messenger RNA, 1409 nt
Organism: Neodiprion fabricii
Lineage: Eukaryota; Metazoa; Arthropoda; Insecta; Hymenoptera; Diprionidae
Exons: 2
Coding region: 59-511 (150 amino acids)
Source: RefSeq, a predicted model, not a curated record
CAGCGCCGAGUUAACAAGUGUUAAAACACGAGCCGAGCGGCAGCCAGUGUCGCGGAAAAUGUCUUGGUUUUUUGGCAAAAAGAAGAAGGAUUCACCUCCGGAUACUCCCGAAGAUGAGGACCCGUCUGCGGGUCAAGGAGACGGAUUUAUAUUUGUAGAACGAAAAGAGGAUCAGCAGCCAAGGCCAGGAAUGAUAGACGGCUUCAAUGGCCCGCCAGGGCCCCUUUAUCCGAAUAUCAACACUAUCCCGCAAUACCCACCAUCGAUGCCUGCGGCAGUGCCGCCGAACCAAAGUAUAGAACCGAUCCAAAAUAUACUCAACGGAUUGCCUUUUAAAUUAUGCAAACAAUUGGAGGACAAUCUAAACGAUGAUAUUGAAAUAGACAAAAACAGAGUAAACGAAAUUUUGUCGUAUAUAUUGAGAAUAGAGAAUGGUGAUGAUAUCAUAUACGAUUUUGCCCUUGAGAAAAGUGUCAUUAAUGAGAUAGACAGCGCUGAAUCGGGAAUUUAAUAAACCUCGUUUUCUACUGCUCUGUUAGGUGUAAUAAUGUGAACUGUUGAUAAGAAAUGCAAAUUUACUGUAAUAUACUGACAGGCGUUGUGGUAGGUUAUAUUUUUCUGACAAAAAGUUAGUAGAUACCAGCCCCUGUAUACAGUGGCAACUACAGGUAAACCCUCUAUAUUUUUCAAGUCGUGGAUAAAUAAGCAAAACAUAUUGAAAACACACAUUCAUGCUAAUUUCCCAAGUAAACGAUAAUGUUACUACAGUUUUGGGUCUUUACAGUACGACAUUCGGUGCGGACCUAAUUUAUGAAUUUUAUAAUUCAAAAUGUUAUUAUUGUACAUUUACCUUAUCCACAUAAUACUAUGUUUGUCGAGCUUCAAAACUUAGGAGAAAGAUGCCAUGUUCAUUUAGACGUUUGUACGUUGUUUUAAUUAAAGGAUCUAAUUAAGUUAAUUUUAUAUACAUAAAUACUAUCAAAAUAUAACAUUAUAACUGACAGGUAAUACCAAAUAACAAAAGGCAACUAUGAGACUUGUGAUACACCUUGUUUGAAAAAAAAUAAUGGUGUAAUUAUGCUUGACAUGUUUUGCUCUGAAUCGCUCAAAAUCUGAGAAAUGUUUACCAACCUAGUGGGAUUAACUGAAUAGCAUGAGCUAUUGCCAAUAUUGGUUCAGAAUUUUUUCAACUCAGUUAAUUUUUAUUUUUUUAUUCAAUCAAAUAUACAAAUAUUAAUUAGUUUUGUUCACAGAAUUAUCGAAACUGCCCAAUUUUCUUAUUUGCAUUUGGGUAAGAAUUGAGAGUAUAUUGCAACGAUUAGAUAAAGAAUAAAUAAUAAUUUAUGUACAAUUCAUAACUACAGGCCAUAUCUGUAUAAUCAAAUAGAAAAUUCACAAUUACGGAAUCA